Molecule: messenger RNA, 1854 nt
Organism: Closterium sp. NIES-65
Lineage: Eukaryota; Viridiplantae; Streptophyta; Zygnematophyceae; Desmidiales; Closteriaceae
Source: the annotation of a GenBank genome assembly
AUGGAGGAGUGCGCGCAGUGCGGAGAGCGCGCAGUGGAUUACGAUGACCAGGCGCUGGCGCUCGUGUGCGCGCGAUGCGGCCACGUGGCGGACGAGGCGCAGCUCACGUCGCGCGUGGAGUUCGACGAGCUCGGGCGGGCUGGCGGCGUGCGCGUUGGCGGCGGGGGAGGCGGGGGGGAUGGCGGAGAGCCCCGCUCGUGGAUGUGGACGGCGGGGGCGGGCGGGGGGCGAUUUGGCGGCGGCGGGUGGCGGGAGGGGGCGGAGACGAAGUGGGGAGGCGGAGGGAAGUCGGCGGAAUUCAAGAGGCGGAAGAACAAGCGCGAGUGGGAGGAGCGGCUGGGCGCAGUGGUGGCGGGGCUGCGCGUGCCGGAGGGCGUGCGGGGGGACGCGGUGGGGGUGGCGGAGCGCGUGCUGGAGGGGCGGUGGGGCUCGGGGCAGUGGAUGAACGUGCUCAUGGCGGCCGCCGUGUACAUCGCUGCGCGCAACAGGCGCCUGCCCGUGUCCAUGGGGGAAGUGGCGGUGAGUGCCGUGGGGGAGGUGGGCAUGGGGGAGGUGGCGCUGAGUUGUCCCUUUUUUGUCCUCUUUCAUGAUUCUCUCCUAAUCUUGCACGCCACGGACUGCGAGCUGGCGGCGGUGUGGGCCAUGUUCAAGCGCAUUAUGACGUACUUCCCAAUGCUGCAGCCGGAGCAGGUGGAUCUGGUCAGCCAUGUGUGGAGGGCGGUGCAUGCCAUGCCUGCACUCAGGGAGUGGCAGGGCGAGGGGGGGAGGCAGGCGCUAGUGGGGGACGCCAUGAGGCUGCUCACCUUCGCUCACUCUCUCUCCCUGCACACCGGCCGCCAUGCCGCCCCGGUACCUCCCCUCGCCCAUGCCGCCCCGAUAGCAGCGGCGGCGCUGCUGCUGGUGGCGGGGGCGAGGGGGGUGGUACUGGGGGAGGCGGAGCUGUGCGCAGCCAUGGCAGUCCCACCAGCCACAGUGAGGCAGCGCUUCUCAGAGCUCACGCGCGCCCUCACGCGCCUUGCACGCUCGCUGCUGCUCCCGGGCGCCCACCACGUGGCCUCUCAGGCAGCCUUCCACCGCCUGCUGCCCUCCAUCCUUGCGCUGCUGCCGUCGCCGUCCCGAGUGGGCCAUCGCUUCGUGAUGCCAUCUGCUGACGUGGACAGGCAUGCUGAUGUGGCAGAUCAAGCUGCUGAUGUGGCUACCCCAAGUGUUGAAUCUCCAGGAGGUGAAAGGGGAGCGGCAGAGCAGGUAGGGAAGGCAGGUGGUGUGAAAAGCAGAGGCGGGACGGGGGAAGGCGAGGGUCCAGGCGGAGAGCAAGGAGAGCAAGGAGAGGAGCGCGGGGACAGAGGCGGAGAAGAAGGAGAGGAGGGUGCAUUGGAGGCGGGCGAGGGGCGGUGCUUCAAUGAGCUGCUGCCACCUGCAUUUGAAGACAGCGUGCUGGCGCAUCAACGGCGCACUGGGGUGCUCUCCCGUGCCCGGCACCGCCUGCAGCACACCAAGCGCGACCGCUGGGGGUGUGCUGCGACAGGAGGCGCAGGGGGAGGGCUGGCGGAGGGAGCAGCUGGGGAGCGCAGCAAGGGUGGGGGUGAAGGGGGGGAGGAGGGCAGAGGGGUGGAGAGGGGUUGUGAUGGGUCGAGAAUGGAGGUGCUGUGGCGGUGGGAGGGGGUGUGCGUGGAUGAUAAAGGGGGUGGGGGGGGAGGGAAGAGGGCGAAGAGAAGCAUGAGAUGCUUUGAUGAGGGUGGGGGUGGGGAGGCAAAGGCGCGGCAAGGGCAAGAGAGCGGCAGCGAGGAGGCUGUUGUGGACUGGCUGCUGCUGCAACAGGUGGGGUGGUUCACAGCAUCCAUGCAUGAUUGUUGA